UCCUCCCACAUGCUGAUCCUGUUUACGUGCUUAGGACAAGUUCUGUUUUAUGUCCUGGUGCUAAACACCUUUCCUUAAGAUAAAAGAUGAUGAAUGCCUUUGAAUGAGAGCCGCUGAAUGGCUCAAGCCUACUUAAGCACUUCAUUAAGGAGAGGUUGGGCCCGGUCAACACACACACUCCCAACCCAGGGCAGAAGCAGGCCAGUCGAUGCUAAGCCCGAAUACUUUGGAGACAGCCUUUGAAGUAGAUCUCCGCCUAAAGACACAAGGUUUCAGCCUGGAGUGGAAAUUUGAUUAGCUCCACUUGGGAGCCUUGUUCCCUGGGUGACAUUUGGGGCCAAAUCAAGAGCUUGUAUAAAUAUCAGAGAGGGUGUUGGAGCCAGAAGGGACACUCUGGCAGCUGUUCUCCUACUGUAAGGACUACAGCCAUGGAUAUACUGCAGCCUUGCCUGCUCAUGCUUCUGUUUGCUCUUCAUCAAGGGUUGUCUGCAGUGCUGAGCAAGCCUGCAGAGCAGCAAAACCUGUUCACACAGAGGGCAUGCUGCAAAAGACAAAGUCACUUUGUUUACAUUGGACAAGAUAUAUCUGGAAGACCUGUUAAUGUGGAUAUGGGAAUGUGCAGGUCACAUUGUGGGGGUACACCAAGGACCUCGCAUGAGUCUGGACAUCAGGGAUAUUCCAAACACACCUCAAUGCUGGAGUACCUCAGGAGUAAAAAGGUUAAGGUGCGCGAACCAGCGACUCGAGAAAGUCCGGAAAGUUUGGGCCACGUCCCGUCGUGUGGAAGAAACCACAUUUGUGAGCCGACCGGAAUGAGAGUGGAACGGGUUCUGCUGUUUGAAGGUCUGCGGGAAGUGGAGGUCAUCGAAGAAUGCCAAUGUGAAACCAAACUGUCCCAAUGUGUCCGAGUACCUGUGCUCAAGACGUACUUUUACGAAACCCCGUACGAGACCGUUAUUGACGUAGGAGGAUGCUCCAGAUCCAAGGGGUUUUCAGAGGGAUUCUCCUGUAUUCCCACAAAGUUUGACUCUGCCCUUGUGGAGACCCCCAACAAAGUGGACCUCAUCCAGACUGUGGAGGCAUGUGAGCUCAAGGAGAACUGCUACAGGGUUCCAUAUUUGGAAUACUACUAUGAGAUCAUCGACAGUGCAGAUGGAGUCAAACAGGAGAGGCUGAAGGAAAUAGAUGUGGGCAGAUGUUUGGGAAGCUGCACCACAGGAAACCGUUGCCUUCUCAGGAGUCCCUCCGAUCCAGACCAGUGCCAGCUAUGGGCUGACAGGCCAGCCAACUCCUGUGUUCCUCAAGGCAACGAAAGUCACAUUUUUCGUGACCAACAUGGAGAAAUCCGCACCGUUCUCUCCAUUACCUCUUGUUUUUGCCAGCCCUGAGCAUUGCACCUUCCACUGGACUGCAGAGAGACCAUGCCUCAACUUCAAGUCUUUGACACUUUGGAAAUCGUCUUUGUUCAUAAGUGGUAGCUGUCUGCUAACAGCAGAUUUGCUGGAACAACCCCAAAGUUCAUUGCAACAAUUUACUCAAGAUAUUAUUGUUAUAUAUGUAAUAUAUGUAUAAAGUAAUUUUGUAAA
Messenger RNA from Osmerus eperlanus (European smelt), 1586 nucleotides. It is a transcript of the gene pnhd, whose product is annotated as pinhead. Lineage: Eukaryota; Metazoa; Chordata; Actinopteri; Osmeriformes; Osmeridae. The coding region runs from base 429 to 1388 and encodes 319 amino acids. The transcript is spliced from 7 exons. The record is from RefSeq and is a predicted model, not a curated record.